Raphanus sativus (radish) is the source of this 1134-nucleotide messenger RNA. Its product is annotated as ribulose-5-phosphate-3-epimerase, chloroplastic-like. Gene Ontology annotation, molecular function: metal ion binding; D-ribulose-phosphate 3-epimerase activity. Lineage: Eukaryota; Viridiplantae; Streptophyta; Magnoliopsida; Brassicales; Brassicaceae. The record is from RefSeq and is a predicted model, not a curated record. Gene Ontology annotation, cellular component: cytosol. Gene Ontology annotation, biological process: pentose-phosphate shunt, non-oxidative branch; pentose-phosphate shunt; carbohydrate metabolic process.
UUUUUUUUUUGAAAAAAAAAAGAAGGAAUAGAAUCUAGAGUAUCGGAUAUGUCGAGCUCAGUAUCCACUUCGUUGUGCUGUUCGUCAGCCCAGGUCAAUGGGUUCGGUCUUAGGCCUCAAAGGUCCCUCCUUUACCAACCCAUUUCCUUUUCUUUCUCCAGAAGGAGAACUCAUGAUGGUGUUGUGAAGGCCACUGCUCGUGUUGAUAAAUAUUCCAAGAGUGAUAUCAUCGUCUCUCCCUCCAUUCUCUCUGCUAAUUUCGCCAAAUUAGGCGAGCAGGUAAAAGCAGUAGAGUGUGCAGGUUGUGAUUGGAUCCAUGUUGAUGUGAUGGAUGGUCGUUUUGUUCCCAACAUCACUAUUGGACCUCUUGUGGUUGAUGCUUUGCGUCCUGUUACUGAUCUUCCUCUGGAUGUUCAUCUUAUGAUAGUGGAACCAGAUCUGAGGGUACCAGAUUUCAUCAAAGCAGGUGCAGACAUCGUCAGUGUACACUGUGAGCAGUCAUCCACCAUCCAUUUGCACCGCACUGUCAAUCAAAUUAAAAGCUUAGGUGCCAAAGCUGGAGUUGUUCUAAACCCUGGAACCCCAUUGAGUGCUAUAGAAUAUGUAUUGGAGGUGGUGGAUCUGGUCUUGAUAAUGUCGGUCAACCCCGGGUUUGGUGGACAGAGCUUUAUCGAAAGCCAAGUUAAGAAAAUCUCGGAUUUGAGAAGAAUGUGUGUCGAAAAGGGAGUAAACCCAUGGAUUGAAGUUGAUGGUGGUGUCACUCCAAAGAAUGCAUACAAGGUUAUUGAGGCUGGAGCAAAUGCUCUAGUAGCUGGAUCAGCUGUAUUUGGAGCUAAAGACUAUGAAGAAGCUAUAAAAGGAAUCAAGACCAGCAAGAAGCCAGAAGCUGUGGCUGUGUAAUGUGAAGCAACAAGCUAAAAAGAUCAUAAGACAGAUCACCGAGAUGUUUAUGUUGUUGUUGUUGUCAUUCACCAGAUUGCAUUCGACAUAAAAAAGUCCAUAAGAAUCAAACUCUCAAUAGUUUUGAAGUAGCUCGUUUAUACUCCUGUGUAUCAUCAUUGUCUUGUAGAUUUGGGGAUAUGCAGAUUCAAUACAUUAUGCAAUUAAUAAGAAAUAAGCUGUGUUACAUAUGUA